Messenger RNA from Megachile rotundata (alfalfa leafcutting bee), 11017 nucleotides. RefSeq lists its product as uncharacterized. Gene Ontology annotation, cellular component: chromatin silencing complex. NCBI's taxonomy places the organism in Eukaryota, Metazoa, Arthropoda, Insecta, Hymenoptera, Megachilidae. Gene Ontology annotation, molecular function: transcription cis-regulatory region binding; chromatin binding. Gene Ontology annotation, biological process: heterochromatin formation; negative regulation of DNA-templated transcription. The record is from RefSeq and is a predicted model, not a curated record.
GGAAGACAGCAUCUGCUAUUUGGCAACGUACAAGAGGAAGAGUGGGGGAGCGGCGCGAGGAAGAAAAUGGCCGACAAGGCAACGGUAAAAGGGCAGGGACGUCGAGUGAGAUACGUGUUUCGGGAGAAAGAAAUGCGAAAUCCGUGUUAGAUAUUGUGAAAUCAAACGGGAAAUUUAAGCAAAAAGAACGUGUUAUCAUUUCUUUUAGGGGUGCGCUCACCAAAAUAUCAACGGAUUAGUCGAUUACAUUGGUGUAUUAAUUUAUCGUUUAAAAAAGCGUUCGCGGGCUGUGUGUAGGAACAAAAGGGCUCGCUAGAGGUAAACAUAAAUUAUGCGUUGUUUCGCAUUUACUUCUCGUCGCUUAAUAACAUUUACAUCCUGAGCGUAUGACUUAAUUUUUUGAAAAUAUGUUGGCAGAAGUGUUCGUAAAAGCGUACGACUUCGGUGAAAUUUCGUACGUGACAAAUUCAUCGAUCAGUAGAGUAGGUUUAUGUUAGCCACUUGUGGCCAUCUACGGAUACAUUUAAAAGGUAUCCUGUUGUCCUUGUCCUUUUAAUUUCUCUAUCUGUAACGUGAACUUUGCACUUCUUGCAAGCAUUGUUGUCCUCAGCCUGUAAAACACCGUAAAAUCAUAGUGGGAAAUAUUGAGCAACGAAUUUAUCAGCUGUAUAUUAAACGAUGGGAGCAACGAGAUUUAAAGGGAUCGAUUUGUCAACAAGUCGAUGAAAGUACGCGCACCCGACACUCUCGAUCGUAAUUCUUUUUUAAUUUUUUUUUCUUGCAUCACAGAAUUGAACAUUUAUUGCAGUUCUUUUAUUUCACUUAUGUUUUAAGUGUAUCACGUUCUGAACAAUACUAAAAAAUAACAGUAUAUAGUCAGCUUCAGCACGAUUACAAUAUUUAUAAUACUUUACAAUGGCAGUUAGGUAGUUUUGAUUUUCUCGGAGCUUUCGUCAACAUUAAAUAUAUUUUUAUCAAGUUGAAAAUGUAAAGGGAAAAGUUAUAAUGAAGCCACAGAAAAAGGCAACAGUUGCCCGGAAGGCAACGAAAAUGCCAACAAUUGCUAAAAAACGUCGCUCAUUUUUAGAGAAAUCUAUAUCUGAUGUGAGGAAAGAGAAAAAGUCUAAGAAGUUGGAGAAGUUAGAGGAUGCGAAGAGGAAAAUGGAGAGUGAUAAGAAAAAAUCAGAGAAAACUGAGGAAAAAAAGAAAAUAGAAGAUAAGAAAAAAGUUGAGGAAAAGCGAAAGGAAAAAUGUGAAAAAGUGGAUGAUAAGAAAAAGUGUAAAGAUAAUGAAAAGAAGGCAGAAAAAGUAGAAGAAAAAAAAGUAGAUAAAAUGGAUGAAAAAGUCAUUGAUGACUGCACUUCUGAGAGUGUAGAGAAAAAGAAAGUACAAAAAAUAGAAGAAAAAACUAAAUUGGAUAAACAAGUUGUAGAAAAUAAGAAGAAACCUGAAAAAGUAGAAGAUAGAAAGAAGAGUGGUAAAGUUGAUGAUGAAAAUGUGGAAGAUCAAGCAAAACUUUUGAUUUCUAUGGAAGAGAAUGAUUUACAGGAAGAAAAGUUAGAAAUCUGUUGUUCCAUUGUUAAAAAAAAAUGCAAAGAUGAGAAAAAGAAAGAUACAAAGUUCAUCAAGUCAGACAUUAAGGAAAGUCUGAAGAUAUCUGUGAUAAAAGAUAAAAAAUCAGAGCGUAAAAAGCUUCUUGGAAAAGGUACAGUAAAUAAAGCCUCUUUAACACGUACUAAAAAAGAUUCUAAGACAAAAUCAAUGCAGAAAAAAGGUAUUUCCAGAAAGACUGUUUUGGCAAAGAAAACACAUUUAUCGGUUGUUCAAAAAUUGGUGGAUAAAAAAAUGAAAUUAGACAAUUUGAUAAAAGACGAAGAAACAUCAGUAAGUGAGGAGGAUGAAGCAAUGAAAAGAACAAAAAGGAAAAAUAUUAAUAUGUCUAAAAACAAAGUUAUGCAGGAAAAGAAACCAAAAUUAGGAAAACAUAUGAAAGCUAAAUUGUCUUCAAAGAGUAAUAAAAUAAAUUCUGUGUUAAAAAAAGAUGAUAAAUUUAAAACUCUUGUAGAGAAGGUUGUACCUAAAAAGAAGGUGGAUUUGAAGGAAUCAGAAAAAUCUUUGAAUGAGCAAAAGAAAGUUAUAAGUAAAGAUGAGACAAAUGAAGAACCAGAAGAAGUAACUGACAUAAAAAGUGAAUUAAAAGAAGAUAAAGAUGUAGAGAAAAGUUGUAAGGAGGAACUAUCACAGUUAAAAUCACAGGACGCUAAAAAAACUAUACGAAGCACCUCGAGAACAGCUAAAAAAAUAAUAAAAAAGAAAAUAAUAAACACUAAUCAACCACUGUCUUCUUCCGAAGAAGUAUCUUCUGAAGAGUCUAGUAGACAAAUUAAAGUCUGUGAAGAAAAUACAAAUGAUAGUGUUCCUUCUAAACAAGAACAAACUGAUAAUGAAACUGUAAUUGCUGCAAGUCCUAAAAAUGAAACAAUCAAUGGGGAUAAUAUAGCUGAAGAUACGUUAUUAUCAGAUGUAGAAGAAGAAAGUAAUGAUGAGACAAAAGGAAAUAAACAAAAGGAAAUGAAGAAAGGAGAGAGAGCUAAUUCUCCCUCCGACGAGCGUGUUCGUAGAAUGAGAUUGUUUGGCUUUUGGAGUGGACCAAAACGACAUAGGGUAGCUUCUUUAAACGCGUUAGCCAAAGUUCAUUGUUUGUACGAAAACGAGACUGGAGGAGUGUAUCUUGGUGGUUUUUGUAAACCGAAACCUGAGAAAGAGAAGCAAAAGAAGACAAAAGAAGAGAAAGAAGAACAGGAAAAAGUACGUAAGGAAAAAGAAAAGAAGAUAGAAACUAAAACAGAAGAAAAUAUUCCAAAAAGGAAACUUAGAAACGUGCCAGGGUUGCGUGGGAAACAUUGGGAUAUGUUAGAAAGUUCUUCAUCUUCUUCUUCUUCCGACGAUGACUAUGAACGUGAAAAGAAUACGGAACAUAAGAAGAAAAUAAUUAAGCGGAGAAAGAAAAAUGAAGAAGUAAUGGAUUUGAAAGAUAUGGUUGUUUGCAAAAGAAUGGCGAGUCUUAAUGCUACUGCUAUUUUAGCUGCUUCUUAUUCAGACGAAAAGAAUCGAUGUGGCAGUAGCUCCGAUUCUUCUAGUGAAUCAGAAGUGGAGAUCAUUAAGAGACGUAAACAAACUGAUUCUGAUAUCGACAAACGAAAAUCAAGGCAAAAUUCAGAACAAGAUGAUGUUUUAAAACCAUCUAACAAACUUGUUAUUUUGAAUCAAGAUACAGAUGUUACUAUCACUGGUGUUUAUGUUAAUCAAACUCGAUCCACACACCAUGAAGGUUUUUGUAGCAUUGCUGGUAUGCAAUAUAGAAUAAGUUCAACAAGUCAUACUCAAACUGCAGCUACUGCAGUUGCUACUGAGCUUCAUGAUCAGCAAAAAUUGGAGCAACCAUGCAAAUCAUAUACACCAUUAGGUGCAUUAUCUUCUAUGCAACCACCUGGCAGCCAGGGUAAUCAUCCAAGUAUGUCACCUAGAAGACAUUCAGCAUUUUCUGCUCCACAUCAACAUGGGUAUUAUCAGCCGGCUGGUCCACUGAUACAACACCCACCAACUUUACCACCCAUUAAAGGACCUCCUCCAGAACCAACUCCUACUCCUCCUCAAAAUUCUGAAGGUUCAGAUGAUUUAGUUGCAACUUCCACUACUUCAGGAGGAACUAGUAGUACAGGAGGUGGAUUUUAUAGGGCAUAUUGUCCCCAAUAUUAUGGUACUCCACCACAGUAUCCAGAUUUAUGUUAUCCACCAACAUAUUCUCAUCCACAUGCUCAUCCGCCGCCUUAUUAUAAAUAUGCACCAACUUAUAGAAGGUAUCUUUUCAGGCAGUAUUACGGAUAUCAGGAAUCUGGCGGAGGUGGUGGCCCUGGUAGUGGCGCUACAGCAGGAGGACCAGCCGUCGUGGAUUACCAGUCACCUCCACCACCACCUGGUGAAUAUCCUCUGCCUGCUUAUUAUGGUGGUUAUCCUCCACCUCCACCACCACCUCCUCCUCCACCGAAUCCGGCGUAUUUACAUUCUCAGGGAAGACCUUUCGUAGAUCAUGCAGCCUUCCAGGGUUGCCCAUGCCCGAUGCAGUCUUGUCCAAAAAACGUGGAUACUGGGCCCCUUAUUGGUAAUGGUAAGGGGGCGCCAGUGGUAUCGGGGCCCGGUCUGUCAUUGCCGCCCAGUGCUUUGGUAGGUCCGCCCUCGCCGGCGAGGGGGCUAGCCGGGCUAGCGCCGCCUCACGGUGCCAACGCCUGGGAUACGGAUCGCGUCCAACUUAACACUCAUCGCAACCUGAAUCAGAACCAAUCCUUGGUCCCUCCGUCUCACAAUUUAGUCAGUGGACAUAAUCGUUCGCAAAAUUCGGACUGCAAGAACAAGGAUGAGAAAGAUUGUUCAGAAGAUAAACUACAAAAGUGUGGAUGUCAAAAACGUGCCUGUACAUCAACCUGUGAAGUUAAAAUGGAAACUCUUUCGCCUGCUGAAAAGUUGACAGUGACAACCUGUCCAAGUAGUAAAUUUCACAAUUUUAAGUUGGAAAAUAAUAAUGUGAAGUGUGAAUCUUGCAGUGUGGAAAUAGGCAAUAAUUUGUCCUGUGUUGCAAAUUGUAACGUUAAGUGUGAAUCAGAAUACAAAUGUGAUAUCAUGAAAUGUGAACAGUGUAUGAAAGAGGGGCAGAUGGUCAUUUUAGAGAUUGACAAAGAUUCAGGUAUAUUACUUGAUGAUAAAUUGGAUGCAGAUCCUGAUGUUAAGGAAGAAUUAAGUGAUGUUGCUGCAGUAGAUAGUGAGAAUUGGAAAAAACCAGAUUAUGAACCAACAGUGCAAGAAACUAUUGAAGAGACUCCAGAAAAAGAAGAUACAGAGAAAGCGGAAGUUGAAGAGGAAACUUCUAAAUGUCAAAAGGUGUCAAAAAGGAAAUUAUCUUUGGAUAGUUUGUCUGACAGUAGGAAGAAAAGAAAAGUAAGUAAAAGAACCCUUUCUGUUGGCUCUUCACAAGAAUUAAAUAAUAGUGACUUGUCAUCCAAAAUUUCUGUACCAAUUCUACCUUCCGUAAAAAAGAUUGAUGGUAGUGGCGAUGAGUGUGUUUUGAAGAAGAAACAGCCUAAGAAGGAUAAUCAAAAUCAAAAGCGCAAAGUAGAAAAUUCAAAUUGUUCAGAGAAUGUGAUGAAAAAAUCUAAAACUUCUAAACAGAGUACAACUAACAAUAUGCCAAGUUGUUUGAAGCAUGCUGCUAGCGAUAGUUCUAUCAUGGAAACGAUUAAUAAUGUUAUUCAGCAUGGAUUGCACUUGACACAGAAAAAAGACAGAAAGAGUAAAAACGAAAAACCGGAAAAAGCGAAAAAGGAAUCAAAUUUGUUAUCUGCGGUAAAGAAAGUGGUUAAAAAAGUUGAUUUGGUGAAAGAAUUAGCAUCAGAAAAAUUGUCGAAGGUAAUCGCAAAAAGUGGUCAAUCGAAGAAAACAGAAACACGGACAAAGUCAAAAACCCAUGAGAAAAAAUGUAAAGGUAAAGGUAAAUCUAAAGCCCAGCAAACAAAAGAAAAAGAUAAUGGUAAGAAGAAUGAUAAUACAACAAAGUCUAGAUCAAACGAACCGACUGAGCCUCUAAAAAAGCCAGCUUUGGUGAAAAAGAAGCGAAAGAGCGCGAAAAAAGCACCAAUCAAGAAGUCUAACUCUAAAGUUGAAGACUGCUCCAUUGGAAGUGAAAAUUUGAUAUUAACCAGAAAAACAUUUUUAAAACCUAAAUGGAGUAAUGGUUGGAGUUGGGAGGGUGAUCCAUUUGAAGCCAAAGUUUAUUUAACGAACGAGGAAUCGGCUAUACGUCGAUGUUACGCGAGUAUGAAACAUGAAAGUGGUGAUGUUUUGAGACCCCGUGACUGUGUUUUAUUGAAAAGUGGUCCACGAAAAGCUGAUUUGCCAUUUGUAGCAAAAAUUGCCGCGUUAUGGGAAAAUCCCGAUGAUGGUGAAAUGAUGUUUUCGUUGCUGUGGUACUACAGACCCGAACAUACUGAGCAAGGUAGAACUCAGUACGAUACCGAGGAUGAAGUGUUUGCUUCAAGGCAUCGUGAUGCAAAUAGUGUGGCUUGUAUAGAAGAUAAAUGUUAUAUUUUGACAUUUAAUGAAUAUUGUCGGUAUCGUAAAAAUUUACGAAGAAUCGAAGAAGGAUUAGAGAGUCCCGGUUUAAUAGUUCCGCCGGGAGAUCAAUUAUAUCCAAGAGAAAAUCGUCAGCCCCCAAUACCAGUGUCUUCGGAUAUGGUUCUGUUUUGUCGACGUGUUUACGAUUAUCGUGGUAAAAAGCUUGUUAAGAAUCCCGGAUGACUCGACUUUUUAUAAAACGCUUUGAACAGGAACCAAUGGAAUGCACAAAGUUUGCAGUAUAAAUUGAAACUGGACGUAGGUCUCCCUUCAAGCGUAACCAUACAUUAAUCAAUUUUCUUGAUUUAAACAGUUAAUGAAUUCUCAUCGAUAUAAUUCUUUUUUUAUUUUUUUGGGGACUAUAUAUAUAGAUUUAGAUUUAUUUUUUAUCGCGAUGAAACAUUAUAAUACGAGUAUAAAAUUUUUUAUAUUAUUUUAUGCGAUAGUUUUCCAAUAGACAGAUUUCAUUUCGUGAUAGCAUUACGUUUAAAGAGAGCGAGAAGCACUUAGUUUUUUAGAGUAUAUAGAUUUUUAAAUUUGCUAAUAUAAAGAGAAAAACUGGUUUUUAAACUAAUCGUUUUAUAAGAUAGAUAAUGCCACUUGUCAAUUUUCUACGUUUUUAACUUAUGAUACAAGAAACGUCAUGAAUUCUUAAUUAAUUUCGUUGAGAGAUGUUUUUAAAACUUAUAUUACUAAAUCAAUGAAAUGAUACUAGCACAAAAGUAUAUAGGAUCCAGUAUAUAGCACUAAGAAUGGCGUAUCCAAAUGAAUGAUCAUGCGUUUGCAAUCCCGAUGAUGAAUUCCUUGAUAAUAAAACAAUGAUGGCUAAUGGUCGGAGCGAUCGGAGCCCUAAAAAAAUCAAUCAAAAACAAUGAAGUUUAAAAGAAAUGCCUAAAACAUUUUCAUCUUUCGUAAAGAAAAAUAAAAAAAAAACGACGCAUUCACUCAUCAAUACGGGUUGUUUUAUCGCAAACGAAAUACGUUCUUAGAGAGAUAAUAGAAUUUGACAAUUUUAUAGAGAGAAUCAUAUUUUUUGUGGGAUAGUAUUUACAACACUUAAAUGAAUAUUUUUCACAUUGGAAAUACAAAUACGUAUAUUGCUAUGUAUUACAAGCACCCUUCUUGGAGGGGACCUUCGAACAGUUUCAAGGUAGAAAUCAAACGCCUGGGGGUAUUUGACCAUUUAGUAAAAUAAUAAAUGUAUGCGACGUGUUCUUGGACAAGAUGAAAGAUGAACGCGGAGAGUAUUCAGUUUUCUGAUACGGAGAAAAGAACACUUCUAUUAUCUUGCAGUGGGUCGGUCAGACCUAUGCAUACGCAUUAUUUUAAUACACGUAACUAAUGUAAGUUUCAGUUUUUUUAAUAAUGACCGUUGGUGGCGGAGUGUCGCGAAAAUGGAAUUGAUUCGACUGAAAUUUGAUUGGGAUGGUGAGCUUCAAACAGUUACACAACUCCAUUGAGAACUAGGAAAUUCUUAUUCAAAUUUUUCAGACUGCCAUAUCACGGAAAAUACUUAAUUAUAUUUCCUUUGUCGCUGUCUAUUUAAAAAUAUUUAUUUCAAUUUUAUAUGAAAUUUAUUCUUAGUGAUGAUUGGAGGGAAACAAAUUUAAUUCUAACAUACAGCGAAGAACAAAACUGGACCAAUAAUAUCGCUUUUUCCAGAAAAUUAUUUAAAUUACUGUAGGGUCAGUUGAAACACUUUUUGAUAAGUGAAUAUAUUGAUGGACCAAUUUUUAGGUCAAUUCCUCAACAAUCAAUUUAAAUUUUAAAAGACGUUCGGACUUUUUAUCCAACAUUUAAAAAUGAAAAGUGUGCUAGCAUUUUUUUAGGAAGUCGCAUUUGCUUUGCGAACAGUACUACUUAAAAGUACAAGUGCAUAGAUAGUGAUAUAUUAAUAUGGCAAGGAGCACGUUGAUAGUAUCUUUGCAAUGCUGUAAAAUAGAGCAUUGAUAUUUUGUAGUUGAUUGCAGUUUACUUUAGAAAUAAUAUACUUGUUACGCUUUCAAACGUCGCUAUUUUGGUAUUAGUUUUGUUAAGAUUUCUUUUAUUAUUUUUAGGUAUGUGGUUUUUGACUAUUUUUAUUGUGAAAAUGAAAAAUUAAAUGUUUGUGAUCAACAAAAGCACUGCUGUAUAAUAACAAUCUCUUGUAACUUUAUAUUAGCGUGUUCUAGAAAACACAUUCUUGAAAAUAUUUUUGUUUUCACAUAGCGGAAAAGAUUCAUAAAAAAUAGUAGGAAUAAUAAUUACUAGAAUUAAUAACUUACCUUUGACAUUGAUGAUGAACAAAAGCGACCAAUUCUUCAUUGAACACUUAUACUGUAUGUACUAUUUUAGUACAAUGCAAUGAAAACGCAACCGUUUCUCCUUUUAACACAUUAUUAGUUGCUUAUAAAAUGUUAUCUUUAAAUUUUUAAUUCUUUAUAGAUAUCAAGAUACUAUUGAUGCUCUAUUAUGCCUCUUAGAUUAAAGUGUUCUAGCUCCUCCAACAUGUUCAUAGCUUAGUUCACAAAUAUCGUAUGUUUUCUUUUUGUGAAAUUUGCGUCUUUAUAUUCAAUAAGUAGUUCUUAACUGCUACAUUAUGUUGUAUAAAAAUUGUAUUUGUGUCUACUUUACAAAUUUAUUUUGGUUACACACACAUUUAUAAUUUUGCAUAAAGUACCACUGAAUAUUUAAAUAUACUUUUUUGCUUCACAAAUUGAAAGUGGUCAUACAAUAUUUGUGCUAAGCUAUUGAUGUUAGCCUGUAUAAAAUUUUGCACCUAUCAGUUUAGAAAACAAUUGAUGCUUCAACUUCAUUACCUUUGAUUUAUUAGUUGUGUAUUUAAUUCAUUUGCUUCAUAUGAUGGUAUCUCAAAGCUGUAAAUGCUGUUUGUAUGGAUCAAUUAGCAUGUCAAAAACGUGAAGAAUAUUAUUGGGUAUGUACAAAUGUAUUACAAGAAAUGAAAAACGCAGUUAUUACUUAGGUCAAUAAGUAUAUCAUAUUUCUUGUACUGCUAUAUUGUAUUACAUUUUGGGAUAGAUAUAUCCUAUAAUAUGAAAAAAAAAUUUUGUUCUUUUACUGUCUGCAGUAAUGUAUGUGAGAUUGUUACUGUUGCAAAUGGAUUGACACUUUAUCUAAUGGUAUCAAGAUAAAAAUAUCAACUAUCCACCCUAAAAUUAUGGAACCAUCGGCAUCAAUAUGUUAAAAAUAUUGUAAAAGUUUAUUAAUGAGUAUGUCAAGAUAUCUGAGUUAAAAGAAAAGCAUUAGAACUGAUAAAUUAAAAGCAACGAAGUUAAAGUAUUAAUUCUUUUAAGCUGAAAUAGUUGUAUAAUUGUAAACAGGUUUACUUUCUAUUACUAUAUAAAUAAAUAAUAAUUUUCUGGAAAAAUAGUUUUAUCGGUUCAGUUUUGCCUCUCACUGUAUUUAUAUUUGGUUUCUACACGAGAUGAAAUAUUUUUUUCAUUGUUUUAAUGAAAUUAGAAUUUUCUUAUUGCGACUUGGUAAUUUUUUUCUUAGAAAUAUUUAUGUUUUAACCCGUCACACUUUGUACAUCUACAAUAAGGGUUUACUGCUUUAUGGAACUUCUUUAAAAUCACAAAGUCUCUAUGAUUAUUAGGGAGAAAAAAAAAGAACAAUGUGGUUGUAUAAUAAUCUCUUGUAUUUUCAUCAUUUCAAGUCACGUAUUAUUCAUUAUAGUGCAUAGUCAAUGUAUCGCAUCGUAGUAUGCCAAAAAAAAAAGAAAUGUAUUUGUGAACUACGAGGAACCUUAAGUUAGCCAAUAAUAUAAUUAUAUCACACUCGAGAGUUUAUAAUAAUGAGUAGAAAACUUAGGACGUAAUUAUUUUUAUUGAAAUUCCAAAUAAGAUGAUAAUGUCGACGUCUAUUUUUGAUUGUUUGUUGAGUGGCGGGUGUUUUGUUAGAAAUUAUAUUAUUUAAAAUUAAUAUAUUGAUGAUAACGAUUAUUAUUUAAUAUCUAAUAUAUUGGAUAUAGACGCUAAGUUAUUUCCGAUAGAAUGAAAAAAUAUUAUAAUAAUGUAGUAUAGUUAAGGGGGGAAGGGAAAAAGCGCCCGUGAUUGUUCCUGUCUGCCUGUGUACAUGUACGUUUGUGUGUGCCUGCUUGUGUGUGUAUGUGCGAUGCGAAAACAAAUAAUGACGAGGCGUUGAAAGAAAAUGGGACAAAAAACAGAAAAGUUGAAAACGAGAAAAAGAAACACGUUCGACGAAAAACCCGUAAUACCAAAAGAAAUAUUGUUCAUUUUUCGAAAUCCUUUUAGGGUGAUUUAAUAUAUUUUAUAUUUAUUGUUUUAUUAAAUACGCGGCGACAGAAUCGUGUUAGUGUGUGUGCGUAGAUGAGAAGCAUGCGAAAUAUCUCCGCGCGCCGUAUAUUUAAGAAAACACUUGCAAAAAGGCAAAAUGAUCGCAAGACAGAUAGAAAUGUGGCGCGCGAAGAUGCAUCGUUUGGCACCGUUCUCACGGAUCUUUUACAAAUAGUUUUAUAUUCGUUCUAACCGCAUAAGCAUUUUAUCAGGAUAAUCGAAAUUGUUCAACGAGCGAGCCGCAACGCGUGUGGACACCGAUGUAACUCGCAUUUUUUGUCUAGUUGUAUAAGCGAAACGAUAACUCCUCCUCGUAGCGCAAAACGAUACAAAUUCAACAGAACUAUAACGAUGGUUAAUGUGGGAACACAGAGAAAGAUAAGAAAAGAAAAACUUUGCAUAUCCGUUCACUCUAUUCUACGUAGCCGACGUAACUUCCAUCGAGCGUGUAACACAGAAAUUUAAUCACUUUAAGUCUAUAGGCGUAUGUUUGUGAAGCUCUUCGAAGACUUUGCAUUCGCUUUAAUCAAAAUAGAACCAGUUCACUAACGAUUUAA